CAGACGCACAGUCAUGGCGGACAGCGCGAGCGAGAGCGACACUGACGGAGCGGGGAGCAGCUCAGCGGUACCGAUGUCGACCUCUGCGUCUAAUUCGGGGAAACCGAGCAUCGUCAUCUCACAGUUCCGCCUGGAGGAGCUGACAAACCGCCUGGCCUCACUGCAGCAGGAGAACAAAGUUCUAAAAAUCGAGCUUGAGACGUUCAAACUCAAGUGCAAAGCCCUGCAGGAGGAGAACCGGGACCUCCGCAAGGCUAGCGUCACCAUUCAAGCAAGGGCAGAACAGGAGGAGGAAUUUAUCAGCAACACCUUGUUUAAGAAGAUCCAGGCCCUUCAGAAGGAAAAGGAGACAUUGGCAGUAAACUAUGAGAAGGAGGAGGAAUUUCUCACCAAUGAACUGUCGAGAAAACUCAUGCAACUCCAGCAUGAGAAGGCCGAGUUGGAGCAGCACCUCGAGCAGGAGCAGGAGUUCCAGGUCAACAAGCUUAUGAAGAAGAUCAAGAAGAUGGAGAAUGAAACCAUCUCGAAGCAACUUACCUUGGAACAGUUGAGACGGGAGAAGAUUGACCUUGAAAACACUUUAGAACAGGAACAAGAAGCCCUCGUCAACAGACUGUGGAAGCGGAUGGAUAAACUAGAGGCAGAGAAAAGAAUCCUGCAGGAGAAGUUGGACCAACCAGUGUCCGCCCCUCCUUCACCAAGAGAUGUCUCCAUGGAGAUUGACUCGCCAGAGAACAUGAUGCGGCAUAUCCGUUUCCUGAAGAACGAGGUGGAGAGACUUAAAAAAAGCCUGCGCACAACCGAACUGCAGCACACAGAGAAGCGCGCCCAGUACAUAGAAGAGGAGCGACACAUGAGGGAGGAAAACAUCCGGCUGCAGAGAAAACUCCAGAGAGAAAUGGAACGCCGGGAAGCUCUGUGCAGACAGCUGUCAGAGAGUGAAUCCAGUCUGGAGAUGGACGAUGAGAGGUACUUCAACGAGAUGUCUGCGCAGGGUUUGCGAGCACGGACGGUGUCCAGCCCCAUUCCCUACACCCCCUCCCCCAGUUCCAGCCGCCCCAUUUCACCUGGUCUUUCAUAUGGGAGCCACACAGUUGGCUUCACCCCGCCAGCAACGCUGUCCAGAGCCGCCAUCUCUCACUACAACACGCCCGCCCUGCACGUCCACGGAAGUUCCUCUCACGCUGUAGCGAGGCCUUCUCCCAGAAGAAGCACCAGUCCCGACAAAUUUAAGCGUCCGACUCCUCCUCCAUCUCCCAACACACACUCAGGGGCCCAACAGCCUCAGCCGCCGCUCCCCCCACCGGCCCAGCCCAUGGUCCAGUCCAUGUCCUCGCCGGCAGCUAUGUCGCAUCACGCGACAGCAGCACAGCCGCCUUCUUCACAGCCUUAACGUGUCACACACAGUCUCCGUCUCCGCGCAUGGGCGCCCACUGAUGCCACGACGCUACCGCAGCUUCCGUCAUUAACAGCUCUGGAAGUUUCUUACUCUUUACCAACUCCACCAAGAAGCAGCUCGAAAGGUUUCAAAGGAGAAGAAAAAAUCAACCUCAGUGGAGAUGGUGGCCCGCCGAUUCCACAUGUGGCGUUACUUAAUGAUUCUUGAAGAAGAAUGAACUGAAAAAUACGCGCUUCUGGGAUUUGUAGGCCAACUUUCUGUUCCACAUUACGUCUCGUACAUGUUCAUUUGUCUCUGGACUUUAGCUGGUUGGAAUCGCAGCGCUUGUGAAAUAGCACAAACAGCACAUAUAGUUUGUUUUAUGGUGGUGUUUUCUGCUAAGUUGGAUGUUUGGAUCAGCUCAUGGAUGUACGGAGAGAGAAGCGAAUGGAUCAUUUAUGUUCUUGCCUAUAAUACGACACUCGAUUGCAGUAACGUCCUCGACUCCAGAUCGCCUCACGCCCCCAUGUGUCAGAGGCCGCCAGCCAUUCAACCGGAAGAGUAACGGCGAGUGAAGAAUGCGACAAAGAAUGCUGAGGGGUUUUAGCUCCGAGCAUUGAUCGAGCAGAUUGCGCCACUGUUUUCUUUUUUAUUUUCUGAAAACACUGAUAGCUUCGCUGCUCGUCUGAUAAAGUGUGUGAGGAGAAGCGGUGGUGCAUCGACCACGCAUCAAUGUCGCCUACCGAGGUGUUGAAAUCGUAGUCUGAGGUGUUACAACUUAGUCAUGUACUCAGUCUCUUUGCUCUUCUCUGGUGUAUUUCUGAACGCUUCUCUCAUCCUCAUCGAAAAAUAGAUGGAAAAAAACACCUUAUGCUCUUUACACUAAGUAUAUGUACUGCUCAAACAUUCUAAAGGAAUGGUACUGUUGAACUAAAUUUCUAUGUAUGAUUAAAAGAUCUUCAGACGACACCCUUGUUUCUGCGCUCCUCUUCUUUUUUGCCGAUAGAGAAACACAUUGAUAAUGCAAUGUGUCAAGGUGAAUUGAACACAAUUGUGUGUUUUGCUUGGCACCUCUAACUAUUAAGUAGUGAGGUUUGCGUUCUUGCUGAUGAUGUUUAUACAUGAUGAUGUAAAUAUAUGCGGUCUGCUCUC
Molecule: messenger RNA, 2530 nt
Organism: Synchiropus splendidus (mandarinfish)
Lineage: Eukaryota; Metazoa; Chordata; Actinopteri; Syngnathiformes; Callionymidae
Product: coiled-coil domain-containing protein 6-like
Exons: 9
Coding region: 14-1393 (459 amino acids)
Source: RefSeq, a predicted model, not a curated record